Molecule: messenger RNA, 1458 nt
Organism: Alternaria hordeiaustralica
Lineage: Eukaryota; Fungi; Ascomycota; Dothideomycetes; Pleosporales; Pleosporaceae
Exons: 5
Coding region: 1-1458 (485 amino acids)
Source: RefSeq, a predicted model, not a curated record
AUGGCUUUCCCACGUCUACAGAAGUUGGUCGACGAUGCAGCUGCACAGCUCGACGAGGAGCUGCUAGCUGGACUGCCGUUCACGGUCAAAACUCCAUCUCCAAGGCGACUUCUGAAGCUGAUCGUGGAUCACGCUGACGAUCUGCAUAAUGUGCCCGACACAUUCCGGGGUACGAGACCCAAAUGCGGCGUCUCAGUCAGGCUCGAUACCAAUGAGCUGAUCGAGCUGAUCCGCGACAUCAAUGAAGAACAGCUUUUCCUCUUCUUGGAAUCGGAUGAGCGAGCUGCGCCUCUGGUCACGAAGCUCCUCGAUAUCAACGACAAGGAUCGGGCCGAGUUCGCGAGCUUACAGCGAACACAUGCCGCAUUCCCCAAGCGGUAUCAGGAAGCUCAAGCUGAGUUUUCGUUCGAGCUCCAUGAGACAGUUCUUCAGCUUGAGAAGAACCGAGCUCUGCAUGCCCAGGUCGAGCAGCUAACUCUUGAGCUGGAGUUGGAGAGGGAGGCAAAGCUUAGAUUCAGGAAGCUGCCGAGGGGCACGUGGAGCUUUCGGCAAGUCGACGUGAUGCGCUUAGUAGCAAUGCGCGGCGAGCUCCAGGCCAAGCUUGACCUUUCGAUCGAGGCUGCCGCCAUCUCCCAGGCUGCGCAAGAAGUCGAUGAAGGUCACCGACGAGCUUACUUCUGGCAGGGCUUCCUCCGCGGAGCCAAGUGGGAUAACAAGCUGCAACCGCUUCGGCGGCUUCUUGUGCGCAAGACCGAUGGCAAAGCUGCGAACUUGCCAGGUCGCUUCAAGGACAACAACAAGGCGGGAAUGGCAUAUCGGCUAGCUGCACCUGCCGAGCUCAAGGCAGAGCAUCCUUCCAAGGUCUACUUCGACCGGUCUUGGUCUCACGCUCACCUUCACCUUCUCUGCAAUCCUCCCUCAUCAGGACUUCCAACGACAAUGGAAGUAAACACGCGCCCCGGCCCCCCAUCCCCUCCAGCUGCGGGCGAUGACUGGCCAUAUGGAGACGGCUUCCCAAAUAAAGAAGUCGAAGCCGACAUGAGGGCCAUAGAGCAGGCCGAAAGCUUCUGGGCUACAUACGCAGACCCCGACACGAGGAAUGAAAAGUACAAGGUCCGGUUCCGCGACGCACUCGCUAAGCAUAUCGCGCGGUUGGAGGAGCUAUGGGAAGCUGUAGCUUCAUACAACGCGGGAAAUUUCUCUUACACGUCGCGAGGCACAACAAUGGACACCAUACUGCGGGAUCCCGAAACCCCUAGCUUGUGGGAAGGGCUUAUUGCCGAGCAAGAGGCAAAAGACGAGAGCGAUGACACUAUGGAACCGCUCCAUAAGCUGGAGCAGAAGCUUCGUCGGAUUGCACUGACUGGCAUCCACGUGGGCAACCUCACCAAGAAGCACACCAAGACUGAGGAGGCAGCUGGAGGACCUGACAUUCGGAAGCCCGUGUACGCUUCAUGA